Messenger RNA from Prorocentrum cordatum, 3348 nucleotides. Lineage: Eukaryota; Dinophyceae; Prorocentrales; Prorocentraceae. The record is from the annotation of a GenBank genome assembly.
AUGCACGCGAUCGGCAGCAUCGAUGACAACAUCGUCUGCAGCUCGGACGAUCCAGAGUACGUAUGCAAUGCUGAGAGGCUGGCCGUGUUGAAGGGCCAGUACCGAUUGGUCGACAGGGACACCAACAACAUGAAUGCUCCAGACAGCUACAUCGCGGGCCACGCGAUCACGACUACUUCGGACACGCGGAGGGUAGUCAUCCCAGUGGGUUGGCCAGACCCGAAGCCGACUUUCGAAGUGAAUUAUUACAGCGGCAAGAGAGGCACAUGGAUCAGACACAACAAAGCCAUCACGGCCGAGGAGGUGAUGGGCACGGAGGAAAAAUUGAACAUGAAGGUGUGUUGGAAGAACGCGCAGAGGAGUCAAACAUUUCCGACUGAGUACAUAGCUCAGGUUGGCACGAUCUCCCUCAUCGAUUCCCAUGAGCUAGCCGACAGCCACGUCAGCUUGACUACCACCGUGCAGGGCCAGACCUCACCGCACGCACCUCUGAUCAUCAGCUUCAGGACCGACGAUGCGCAGGCUGGUUCCCGCUACGGGCAGGUGCAGGGAAUGACGCGUGUGCGCGUGACUUUCUACCAGACGACGGUGCUCGAACCACGGUUCAUCGACGGUAGCAGUAUCGACGAGUUUGCUGGCGAGGAUGAAUUGAGCGAGGCCAAGCAAUACAUCUGCGGAAAGUUGUUCAAGGAAAUGUGGUCCUCAGACACGGAAUUUGGUUUCCCCUUGCCCCGGGGGUGCUAUUACCACGUGUAUGGCGACAGUCGGGAGAUCAACAUUCUCCUCGACACCCGCAACGGACUGAGGGGCGGCUAUGAUUACCAGUUGGUUCUCACUGGCGUCGUGCAGCAGGGGGCCGUCCAGGGUGGCGAGUAUGUUGAGAUUCUCACCAUGGACGACACUGACGAGUACCCCUACCGAGCUAUCGAGCGCGGGCUGGCGUCGUUAAGCAAGGAUGGGCAAAUCGGCGCAUUCGGGGACAGCGGUGUCAUGUUCAGCAGCGAGGGCUUGACGGUAUCAGGCGGUUCGGACGUGGGUUUGAUUGAGUUUUCGGAAGGCGCCGUUUUCUCUGUGGAGCUACGAGGGGACACGACUGGUGGAGGUAUCAAGGCCAGCUCGAUAUUGCGGAUGUUCAUGUGGCCAUUAACGCAAUGGGACAUGGGUAGUACUUGCAUGGUUAGUUGCGAGGCUCAUGACGUGUCUUUGGCUCCGUGUGGCACGCCACAGUCCUGCAAGGGACUGGCCACAGUGGCGAACUUCCAGCGAAAUUAUGUGGAAGUAAGGCUACCGGCUUUCAUGACAACAAUAGACGAGACCACCUCGCACACCUUGCAUUUCAGCGGCUUGCAGUUCCCUAGGGGGGGGUUCUUCCCGUCCAGAUUGGGUGCGGAAAUAUCAAAGCCCGACGGCACCAGGCCCCACUAUAUCGAGUCAGUCGGCGCAUUCAUGUACAAACCUCCAGACGAAGGGCAGAUGGUUGGCAGAUUAGUGAGUUUUUUUGGAGAUGGAAACGAAAAGCCGUUCGCUGGAGAUACUAAUAAUGUUCUAUACGCAAAUAUUGUGAUGGCUGCCACACUCUAUUCAGCAAGUCAAACAGGCGAUGCUCAGAUGAAGAUAACCCUUCCCGUGGGAUACGUAUGCUUGCAACCAGAUGAUGUGGAUGGCGAGUCUGGUUGGAAGAACCAGGUUAAUUUGGGCGUUUUCGGUGGCCAGACCCCCCAGGGCAUUGGUGCCCCGGACAACAGAGAUGCAGCCACCCGUGGAUGGACAGUGUCUGAUAACACUUGCACCUACAAGUUGCGGCAGAACUCUAUCAUUUUCGCGGGCACUUCGUUGAUGUUGCGCAUCACGGUCAGCAAUCCGCCACACGCCCUCCAGCGCGACAACGACACCAACGGCUGGCAGGUAACAUUGUCAUCCAAGGGCCACAGCACCGAGACUGUUGAAUUCCCAGCCGUUUCGUUUGCCACCGCAAAGACAAGCUACAGCAAGAGUAUGGCUGUGCUCGGCCACGUGACGGACGCGACCCUGGUCCCCACGAACUUUGCGCUGACGCCCGAUGCGUUUGAGCCGUCUGAAGGUCACUUGCGGUUCUUUUUCCGCGCGCAGCAGUCCACCGGUGUCUUCUCACGCUUGCAUCUGCACGCGCCAGAUAUUUUCGAUUUCACUGCUUGCGAGGCACAAGAUUUGGAAAACAUGUAUUACGCCACAGGAAGCGCCGGAAGGACGAGGCGAUUGCCAGGCAUCAUAUCUUGCCGGCAUUUCGCGGAACCAUAUUCUUAUGUGGAGGUCAGCCUCGAAGGCGAGGUAUUAGCUGGGGAGCGUUACGCUUUCAGCAUCUCAGUUGUGAACCCAGAAUCCGUCAGCCCUGGCCUACUCAACGGUACUUUCCAGCUUUACACGCUCAGUAGUGAGGGCCAUCACAUCGACGGCACUCAGGAGACAAUCUCAUUCGUCGACCCGCAUGCCGCUAGUUUGGAUUGGGGUGGCCGUGCUGUAGAGAGCUUCAGCAUGUAUCGCACCCGACUUAACAGCCCGCUGGUGACUUGUGCAGGCGUCAACGUAUCUAGCAUGUUGCCUUACAGUCUCUCGAAGGAGAAAGCGAUGGUGACGAUUUCUCCCCUGUGCGUGCCAGAAGCCGUGAGCACGACACUUCGUAUCAUUGCCCCGCAUGGCUUCAUAUGGGAUUUCGCUGACAGCAAUUUCUCUGGCAACUUGCCAGGCGGAGUCCCGCAACGGAAGGGCAACGUGCUAUUGUGGCCCACGCCAGUGAUGUACGAGUCCAGGGCUUUUGCUAUGUACUCUUUCCAGGCGACGUUACAGGUGCCAGACGCAUCUCCGACUGGUACUGUCAAUGAUUUUAUUUUCGAAUUCGGUUACGACGCCACCACUGUAGAUGGUCGUGUGUCUGCGGCUGCGGUGCCAGCUCCAUUAGUACGCUCUUUGGCGAACGCGGUGCUGGACUAUGAGAGCAACGUGGCAGGAGCGCAGACCAAAUUGAUUUUUCAAAUUCAGACCAUCACGGACAUCCUAAUGGGCGGUAACCUCACCAUCACUGGGCCCGCAGGUUUCCAGUUGUUCACGGGCUGCAUGUUGGAGCCAGCCCCGAGUGCCAGGGGAAGCCCGUACGACGCGGAACCUCUGGCAGACAGCGAGGUGCCCGCCGCGGCCGCUCAGGCUGCAGGCUCGGCAGCAAGUGGCAACUCGACGGUCCAGCUUCAGGAGAUGCUGGAGCGGCAGCAGCCUAGGACAGCGACCUACAUGACGCACAUCAGGGAGGUGAUCGCGAGCUUCGAGACCGUGACUAGGAAGACGAUGGCUGCGUCCUUGGCCGAUCUGGGACAGUAG